AUUCUGUGCCUGCAUCCCCCCUACCAGACCGCUCGACGCAUCUGCGCGAGCGGCGAACGUGCGACGGAGGCGACGUCACGCGCAGGGGACAGCAGAGGAAGCAGUCGCAGCUGCGUCAUGCAACCAUCGUAGCGACACAUACACGGUUGGUGCCGUCCAUUCGAGGCGACAACUAUCUUGCAAAGUGGCGUCACGUUGGCCUGGAUCAACGAGAAAGUGCAUCCAUGGUGGCUGUGGUGGUCGGUGUCGCUUGCGCCGCGAAAACCAACCCGACGAGCCAGGGUUGGCACUCUGCGCUCGCAUGGAGUGGCAUUCCCAACACCACGUCGCGGCAGCAUCGUAUGGUGCGCCUUCUCGCCCACAAACGCCACGUUUUCUGGCGCGGAUGUAGGAACCGAGCACGCCGGCGGAACGGACGUGACGUGCUUGCCUCCUGGCGCAACAACAACAACCCAUCGACCAGCCGCCUGAGUUGUUGGGUCGAGCCACGGCGCCACCCCCCUCUCGACAUGACGUGCGCAUCCCCCUCUUCGCACGCCUCAGGCCAACGCCACGCGCUGCAUCCACCGUACAUAGCAUGUGGCAAAUUCGAAAUUUCAACUUGUGUACUGUGUCCAAGUAGCUUCUUCUUAUCCACAUUGCGGCACGACAUCGAGAUGGGCGGCUUGCCACAACCAUCGCCAUCGAAUCAACUCAGUUUGGCACUUCGAUGCUCCACACAGGUCGUCCGGUCCACAGGUCGCCGCCGGCCGCAUCUCUCGACGCGGCGGCCCCACACGACCCAUCUGGCCCGCCCUCGACGAAACGCCACCAUCCGCCGCUCUCCUGUGCCGUUUGCCUGGACGAGUUGCACGACUCGACGUCCGCGGCGACCGCCACGUACGUGUGUGGGGUGUGCGGCGCGAGUGUGUGCCACGACUGCAUGCUCCAAUACGUCCACAUGACGAUUGCCGAGACGGGACGGAGCCGGCGCCGUCGCGCCAUGCGGUUGACGUGCCCUGGGGUGCGGUGCCCGGCCAUGCUGUCCCCCGACACGGUCGUUCCAUACACUUCCCACGACGACUACCAGGUAUACGUGGACUUGGUCGACGCCGCGGCGACGCCGAUCGAGUGCCCGCGCUGCGAAGGACGCGACGUGACGGUGGCCGGUCGCAAACUCACCUGUGCCACGUGCCACGUGUCGUCUUGCAACCACUGCGGCGACCCGUACCAUCUCUUUGGGUGCCGACAGGACAAAGCGUUCCAACGAUGGAAACAGCACAACGACGUGCGGACGUGUCCGCAGUGCCACGCCGCCAUUGAAAAAACCGGCGGGUGUACGCACAUGACGUGCAUCUACUGCGCGUUUGACUUUUGCUGGCUUUGCCGCGUCGAGUGGCAAGACCACGCGGACGUCAUGUGCAAGCCGAGGGCGUUCCUCACAUCGACGUCUACAUCGCUUGGGCCUACCGCGCCCGUACGAGCCGUGACCAAAGCUGUCGUGGUUGUGGCGGCGCUCGCCGUCGUGGCCGUCGGCGUGGGGGUUGCGACCGUCCUCGUGGCGCCGCCGCUCUUGUUUGCCAACAGCGCCAAAACGUGGUGGCGUCGCCAAAAGCAAGGCAAGUCCCUCAAGGCACUCAAGCAACGACGGGACCUCAAGCUCGACGCCACCGAAUGAAGCAUACGUGCUGCUGAUUAUCGUCCGACAUCGUCGUCCCAACAUGGUGAUGCUGCCGGCCUCGCCCCCGACGGAAGGGUCGUCGCCAGCACCCUUUUCGCACUUUUUGAAAGUAAAUCGAUACGCGUUUUUGGUCCCCA
Messenger RNA from Aphanomyces invadans, 1797 nucleotides. RefSeq lists its product as hypothetical. Gene Ontology annotation, biological process: protein polyubiquitination; ubiquitin-dependent protein catabolic process; positive regulation of proteasomal ubiquitin-dependent protein catabolic process. The transcript has a single exon. Bases 710 to 1657 code for a protein of 315 amino acids. Gene Ontology annotation, molecular function: zinc ion binding; ubiquitin protein ligase activity; ubiquitin conjugating enzyme binding. Gene Ontology annotation, cellular component: cytoplasm; ubiquitin ligase complex. Lineage: Eukaryota; Oomycota; Saprolegniomycetes; Saprolegniales; Verrucalvaceae. The record is from RefSeq and is a predicted model, not a curated record.